This is a messenger RNA of Pseudomassariella vexata, 3366 nucleotides long. RefSeq lists its product as uncharacterized. Gene Ontology annotation, biological process: leucyl-tRNA aminoacylation. Gene Ontology annotation, molecular function: leucine-tRNA ligase activity; ATP binding; aminoacyl-tRNA deacylase activity. The coding region runs from base 1 to 3366 and encodes 1121 amino acids. Lineage: Eukaryota; Fungi; Ascomycota; Sordariomycetes; Amphisphaeriales; Pseudomassariaceae. The record is from RefSeq and is a predicted model, not a curated record. The transcript is spliced from 2 exons.
AUGGCUGCCACUUCAGUCUCCAUGGCCCUCGAAGGGCUCCAGGUCUCCAAGACCAAAGAGUUGAAAGGCACUGAAAAACGUGACUCCCUCAUUGCAAUUGAGAAGCAAUACCAGGUAAAAUGGGAGCAGGAUGGUGUCUUUCAAUCUGACGCCCCCUCGAACGCCGAGAUCCCCCUUCACUCGAUAUCCGCUGCAGAACUCCGUUCCAAAUAUCCCAAGUUCUUUGGAACAAUGGCCUAUCCCUAUAUGAAUGGCACCCUCCACGUUGGCCACACGUUUUCCGUGAGCAAGAUAGAAUUCAACGCUGGCUUUGCGCGGAUGCAGGGCAAGCGCGUUCUCUUUCCCAUGGGCUUCCACUGUACCGGCAUGCCUAUCAAGGCGUGCGCAGACAAGCUGGUAAAUGAGAUAGCCUUAUUCGGCCGCGAUUUCCAAGGGUAUGAGGAUGACGAGCCCGUCGUGGAAGAAAUCCCAGCCGCGGAAACUCGACGAGAUGACACGACGAAAAUCGUAAGCAAGAAGGGUAAGGCUGCUUCAAAGGUGGUGAAGAUGAAGUAUCAGUUCCAAAUUAUGCAAUCACUCGGCAUACCGAUCCAGGAAAUCCAUCUCUUCGCCGACCCGCAGUACUGGCUCGAGUUCUUCCCCCCUUUGUGCCGCAGAGAUUUGACCAACUUUGGCUCUCGAAUCGAUUGGCGCAGAUCAAUGGUUACCACGGAUGCGAACCCGUACUACGACGCUUUUGUCCGAUGGCAGAUGAAUCGUCUGAAGGAUUUGAAGAAGAUCAAGUUCGGCAAGCGAUAUACCAUUUACUCCAUUAAGGAUGGACAACCAUGCAUGGACCAUGAUCGAUCAGAAGGGGAGGCUGUUGGACCGCAAGAAUACACUGCCCUUAAGUUGAAGGUUCUCGAGUGGGCCCCGAAGGCAGAAGAGACUCUCAAAGGGAAGAUACCAAGCGAUGGUACCGUGUUCAUGGUUCCAGCUACCUUGCGACCCGAGACGAUGUACGGUCAGACCUGUUGUUUUGUCGGACCUAAAAUCAAUUACGGCAUCUUCAAAGCCUCCGAGAAGGAUUAUUACCUGGUAACAGAUCGGGCUGCACGAAACAUGGCGUACCAAGGUGUAUUUGCAAAAGAGGGCGUCGCUGAGAAAGUGGCUGAAGUACAAGGCUCCGACCUUAUUGGAACGCUUGUUAACGCACCCCUCUCAGUUCACAAGGAUGGCGUCCGAGUUCUGCCCAUGGAGACAGUGGUUCCUACAAAGGGUACUGGUGUUGUAACAUCGGUUCCAUCAGACAGUCCGGAUGAUUUCGCGACUGUGGCAGACCUCGCCAAGAAGGCGGACUACUACGGCAUCAAAAAGGAAUGGGCCGAGUUGGAAAUAAUCUCGAUUAUUACUACGCCUUCAUACGGCGACCGCUGCGCCGAAUUCCUGGUGAAGAAGCUCAAAAUCUCGUCACCAAAGGAUACCAAACAACUUGAUGAAGCCAAAGAGCUCGCAUACAAGGAAGGAUUCUAUCAAGGUGUCAUGAAUGUUGGCGAAUUCAAGGGUGAGAAGGUGGAGGCUGCCAAACCCAAGGUCAGACAGCAACUUUUCGAUGCCGGGGAGGCAUUUGCAUACUCUGAGCCCGAGAGAAAAGUUGUCAGUAGAUCAGGUGACGACUGUAUUGUUGCUUUGAUGGACCAAUGGUACCUCGACUACGGCGAGGAGUCAUGGAAGAAAACGGCCCUCGAGUGGGUUGCAAACACCGACGGGAAGGGCAUGGAGACGUUCACCAACGAGACUAAAAAUGGGUUUGACGGUGUCCUCAACUGGCUCAACCAGUGGGCCUGCGCUAGAACGUAUGGUCUUGGCUCAAAACUCCCUUGGGAUCCUCAGUUCUUGGUAGAGAGUCUGAGCGACAGCACCAUUUACAUGUCGUACUAUACUGUUGCUCACAUUCUCCAGAAGGACGUAUUCGGACGGGAGAAGGGCACAGGCAACAUCGGCGCCGAGCAAAUGACUGACGAAGUCUGGGACUACAUUUUCUGUCGCAGAGACCUCAGCGAUGAGAUCUUGUCCGGCUCCAAGAUUCCCAAGGAGACACUCGAAACUAUGCGACGCGAGUUUGAAUACUGGUACCCCCUAGACCUCCGCGUUUCUGGCAAGGACUUGAUACCGAACCAUCUCACAUUCUUCCUGUACAUCCAUCUCGCCAUCUUUCCUCGCGAAUACUGGCCCAAGGGGAUCAGAGCCAAUGGCCAUUUGCUGUUAAAUGGCGAGAAGAUGUCCAAGUCCACUGGAAAUUUCAUGACCUUGAACGAGAUGACGAGGAAGUACGGCGCCGAUGCCUCGCGUAUUGCCCUUGCCGAUGCGGGCGAUGGUGUUUCCGACGCCAACUUUGACGAAGACGUCGCAGAUAACAACGUCCUCCGCUUGUACAACCUUCGUCUGUUUUGUGAGGAAAUCGCCAAAGAUCAGGAUCAGCUUCGCACUGGCGAACUCAACUCCUUCCAAGACGCCCUGUUCGACAACGAGAUGAAUCAACUCGUGAACGAAUCGAAGGGGCAUUUCGAGGCAACAAAUUACAAGCUUGCCCUCAAGGCAGGUCUGUACGAUUUCACCAAUGCUCGCGAUUUCUACCGCGAGGCUUGCAACGCAGCAGGCGUCAAGAUGCACCAGAAGCUCGCUCUUCGCUACGUCGAGCUCCAAUCACUCCUCCUUUGCGUCGUAGCACCGCAUUGGUCCGAGUACGUCUGGCUCGAGGUGCUCAAGAAGCCCGAAACGAUCCACAAUGCACGCUGGCCAAGCGUACCGCCAAAUGACGCUGCCCUAGCUGCAGCGCGUGAGUACGUGCGGAACACGGCUUCCAACAUCAACUCGGCCGAAGCCGCACAGCAGAAGAAGAAGGCCAAGGGGAAGGAUAUUGCAUUCGACCCCAAGAAGCCCAAGAAGCUGACUGUCUUCGUCACGGACCGCUUCCCCGCCUGGCAGGAGAAGUAUAUCGACCUGGUCCGGUCGGUUUGGGACCCGGCCAGCAAGUCGGUCAAGGAGGAGAAGGAGCUCAAUGUCAAGAUUGCCAAGAUGGGCGAAAUGAAGAAGGCCAUGCCCUUUGUACAGGGGCUCAAGCGACGUCUCCAGGUUGGAGAGCCUGCGGAGAAGGUGCUGGAAAGGAAGUUGGCGUUUGAUGAGAAAGUCAUCUUGAAGCAGAUGGUGCCGGGCUUGAAGAAGACAGCGGGGCUGAAGUUGGUGGAUUUGGUCCUGGUUGAGGAGGGUGGUAAGAAGGGGGCUAUCUUUGGUGGGGAUGGCGAGGGGGUCAAGGAGGGGUUGCCGCCGCAGGCAGAGAGUGCUGUGCCUGGGCAACCUUCUUUUGCUUUUGAGAAUGUGGAGUGA